This is a messenger RNA of Phyllotreta striolata, 1020 nucleotides long. Lineage: Eukaryota; Metazoa; Arthropoda; Insecta; Coleoptera; Chrysomelidae. The record is from the annotation of a GenBank genome assembly.
AUGAAUACCAUUUUUUCCUUCAUCUUUCAUCUACUUAUAUUAAUAUACUUCCCGCAAAAAAACAUGGCUUUAAAUCCUAACAGUAUACCUGUUGAAUCAAAGAAGCUGUUCGUGCCUCCUUUAUCAGAAGUGGCCGAAGCUAUAAAUAAUACUUUAAAAACUAAUUUCGCUGAGGUUAGUGUUGAAGUAGUUGAUUGCCCCGAUUUAAGACAACAGCCAUUCACCCUAGCAAGUGAAGGUCUAGGUGGUAACACAAAAAUAAUAGAAUUAGGUGGAAACCCUUAUCUCCUUCCUGAAGUCCACAGAGAAAAAUAUUACGAUUUAAAAGACAUUGCAAAGCUGGUGAAUUCAAAUCCUUCGUUUAUAAUCGGUGCAGGCGCAGGUCCCAAUCAGUAUGUUGGAGUUAAUUGCGAGGGGGUGUACAAUGUUAUGAUUGCCGAUGGUGAGGUUGUUAAUCAAAGCACCAGAAUUUCCAAAGUCGAUUCCAACGAUGAUAAAUCCAUACAGGAAAUUUUACCCAAAAAUGAAACUAGGUUGGCUUUGCUGGGUAACCUAUUUUUUUCGGAAGGAAAACCAGGAAAGGUUCUCAAAGUGCAUGCAAAGAAACGUACCGGUGAUGACAACUUUAUUACAUCAAUAAGAAAAGCUAUCGUUGCAAAGUACAAUGACUUAGUAGGUAUCGGAGGUGUGUUUCUGAUGAAAGAAGGAAAAGGAAAAUUCCACGUAAUGCGCGACUUCUCCAAAACGCCCAUACAAAACGAAGAGCAACUAAACAAAUGGUUGAAGUUUUACAAUUUCUCAGCUCCUCUCGUCAGUGUAGGAACAUUGGUCAACAGUGAUGGGGGAGAACUCGAUUUAAGGGUUCAACACUUCCACACUUUCAGCCAUCACGGAGAGGCUGGUCAUUACCAUUAUGAUACAACGCCCGAAGAAGUCGAGUAUUUGGGAUUCUUUAAUGUGGGAGAAAUGUUGUAUAGAAUAGAUAAGCCGGUAAACACCCAUAAUUGGGGUAGAGAUUAA